Molecule: messenger RNA, 9066 nt
Organism: Dermochelys coriacea (leatherback sea turtle)
Lineage: Eukaryota; Metazoa; Chordata; Testudines; Dermochelyidae
Gene: FOXN3
Product: forkhead box N3
Exons: 7
Coding region: 546-2015 (489 amino acids)
Biological process (GO): regulation of DNA-templated transcription
Cellular component (GO): nucleus
Molecular function (GO): DNA-binding transcription factor activity; cis-regulatory region sequence-specific DNA binding
Source: RefSeq, a predicted model, not a curated record
GGCGCAGGGGGGAGCCGGAUUUGCUGGGGCAGCGGCCGUGCUGGGGGUGUGGGCGGGCAGCGAGGGUGUUUUCAUUUCCCCCCUCCUGCCGGCAAUUGGGAUCUCCGUGUGUGCAAUGAGAGCGAACACCCGCCCCCACCCCUUUGGCCCUCCCCUCCCUUCCGUGGCUGCUCUAGUGCUGGCCCAGCCCACGUUUUUUCUUUCUCCCUUCCCUCCCUGAUCAUGUGUCGCCUUUUUUUGUUUGCUUGCAGUGGAAACAAUUUAUCGCUCUUCUGCUAGCACCGACCCAAAUCGCUGCCCAUCAGGAAUAAAGGGAAGGGGGGGGGGAAGCUGAAAGGGAGGGGGGAGGGAAGGUAAAACUGCAGGAGGGUCCCAUGCUACUGUAUUUCCUCUUGUGCCCUGGGACCCCUUUCCCCUUCUGCACAUUGUUGGCUCAGUCUAAAGGAGGAGAGGAUGCCUUGUUCAAUCAGAUGAAAGUUUGUAUAAUAACCAUGAAAGGACAGCGGUAAAAUCUAACCUCUCUCAAGCCAGGAGCUUCUGUCUAAAUGGGUCCAGUCAUGCCUCCCAGUAAGAAGCCAGAGGGCUCAGGAAUUAGUGUUUCCAGCGGACUGAGUCAGUGUUACCAAGAUAGCGAUUUAUCAAAGGCAGUUCAUGAGGAUGAGGACCUAGAUUUCUCUUUGCCUGCCAUCAGAUUAGAUAAAGGGGCCGUGGAGGAUGAAGAACUAACUAACUUGAACUGGUUACAUGAGAGCAAGAAUUUGCUGAAAAGCUUUGGAGACUCGGUUUUAAGAAGUGUUAGCCCAGUUCAGGACAUUGAUGAUGACACACCUCCUUCUCCUGCUCAGUCGGACAUGCCCUAUGAUGCCAAGCAGAACCCCAAUUGCAAACCUCCUUAUUCCUUUAGCUGCCUCAUAUUUAUGGCCAUUGAGGACUCGCCAACCAAACGUCUGCCUGUAAAGGAUAUAUACAACUGGAUCCUAGAACACUUUCCCUAUUUUGCUAAUGCUCCCACUGGAUGGAAAAAUUCUGUGAGACAUAAUCUGUCGUUGAAUAAGUGUUUUAAGAAAGUGGACAAAGACAGAAGUCAGAGUAUUGGAAAGGGGUCCUUGUGGUGUAUAGACCCAGAAUAUAGACAAAAUCUCAUUCAGGCUUUGAAAAAGACACCCUAUCAUCCAUAUUCACAUGUGUUCAAUACACCUCCCACAUCUCCUCAGGCAUAUCAAAGCACAUCAGGUCCACCCAUUUGGCCCGGAAGCACCUUUUUCAAGAGAAAUGGAGCCCUUCUACAAGAUCCUGACAUUGAUGCUGCCACUGCCAUGAUGCUUUUGAAUACUCCCCCUGAGAUACAAGCAGGUUUUCCCCCUGGAGUGAUACAAAAUGGAGCUCGUGUUCUGAGUAGAGGAAUGUUCCCAGGAGUUAGGCCAUUGCCAAUCAACCCUAUUGGAAGCAUGGCUGCUGCAGUAAGAAAUGGACUAGCAAACUGCCGGAUGAGGACAGAAAGUGAACAGUCGUGUGGCUCUCCAGUGGUUAGUGGCGACCCAAAGGAGGAUCACAACUAUAGCAGUGCCAAAUCUUCCAACCACAGGAGCACUUCACCUGCUAGUGACUCUGUUUCCUCUUCCUCUGCUGAUGACCAUUAUGAAUUUGCUACUAAAGGCAGCCAAGACAGCAGCGAAGGGAGUGAAGUUAGCUUCCAGAGCCACGAGAGCCAUAGUGAAACAGAAGAGGAGGACAAAAAGCAAAACCGAAAGGAGACCAAGGAUUCUUUAGCUGACAGUGGGUAUGCAUCCCAGCACAAGAAAAGGCAACAUUUACUGAAGGUGAAAAAAGUACCGAGUGACACACUGCCUCUUAAAAAGAGACGUACAGAAAAGCCCCCAGAGAGUGACGAUGAGGAGAUGAAAGAAGCAGCUGGAUCACUCCUGCAUUUAGCAGGAAUUCGGUCCUGUUUGAAUAACAUCACCAAUCGGACGGCAAAGGGGCAGAAAGAGCAAAAGGAAACCACAAAAAAUUAGAACAAAUCAUUGAUUUGUUUGAACUUAUAAAAUUUUGUUUCAGCACGUCAGGUGAAUUCUAAUGAUUUGUGGCAAUAUCAGCAGUUUUGUUUUGUUUUGUUUUUUGUUUUUUUUUCUUUUUUUGGACCCUUAAGAUUUUUAUUUUUAAAGGAGAUUGAAGCCAUAGAACUCAUACUAACACUCAGCUAAUUUACAAAAGCUUUUCAUUACGUGAAGACACAAAGUAAAAAAGCCAAAAUCACCAUUGCUUUCUCCAGCUUGUCAGAAAUGCAUGGUUGAAUACGCAGUGACGUCAACAUUAUUGUGAUGGGAGUACAAUUCGGCUCUCGGAAAUCCCUCUUAUACCUAGAAGAGAUGUGCGUAAUUCAGAAAUCAUUCAGGCCUGGCCCUUAGGUUAAAAAGUAUGGCCUUACAAUUGGGUUUAUAAGUGAAUGUGAAUAAAGAGAUUUGGAGGAUGGAGGAGGCAUGGAGUCCUCAACACCAAACCAAGAACCGGUGGCAGUUGGAUACAGUUGUGCCAUAGAAGUCUUUGGAUAGCCACUGAAAGCAAUUGCGCAUACAGUAAUGCAUUAUUCGUGCUCCCUGUACUAUAUGUGGCUCAUAAUGUGAGGACUGAUAACUUUAAGUUAUGGAAAAUUUGAACUGUGUAUGCAACGGGUUUCAGUGAAAUAAUGAGAAGAAAUGGUGGGGGGGGAGAGGGAAUCGUAAAUGGUAUUGUUACUCAUUGAAUUCUGUCUUCUAUAUUAAAUUAAAAGAAUGUUCAAAAAGCCAUAAGCCUGAAGAUUGGCACUGCGUGCAAAAAAUAAUAAUAAUAAUAAUAAUAUGGAAAACAAGCUAUGUCUUCUAAACUGCCUGAGUGAAAAGCAAUCAAGUCUAAGAAAUUACAGUAGAUAUUAAGGAAGUAAAUCAGAAUAUUUUUCUGUGGAUCAAAAAUAUUUGAUCUAACUGGGGGAAAAAUGCUACAAAACCUGCCAUUAGUAUUAUGUGUAUUUAAAAAAAAAAAAAAAAGCAUAUUGAUGGACAAGAAAAUAGAGUACAACAAAGAGCUCCUAUACUGCCCUCAAAAUUGAGUAUGCAGUUAUUGUCAGUCAGGAUUCAUCUGUGCAAAAACAAUAUCAGAUUUCCAGAUUCAACCAGCGUAGCCAGCAGAAAAUUCUGAUCCACAUUGCAUGGAUUUGGGGGAGGGGAAAUUAAAAACAACUACUUUUUUUUUAAAAUUCAAAGAUAACAAAGUUCUUGUAAGGUAAAUAAUGUAUUUAGCAUGAAGCAUGAAUUAUUUUCAUAUAAAUAUAGAAAAUAGAGAAAAAGGCUAUGCCUCUAAUUUUUAAGCCCUUAGGCUUAGAGUCUGUUUUAUUUUUUAUUUUAUUUUUUUUUGUUUUUGUUUUGGUUUUUUGAAGCAGGUGUUUAAGGUUUAACCUUCUUCAGGGACAAACACUGACUGUUGGGGAACUUACUCUGCAAUAUUAAAAAUAUCGUCACACUCGGGUAGGGCUUGGAUGGUUGAAUUAUACUGCCUUGUCUGCACAUUCAGCCCCCUCUCCCUACUUCUGUUUAAAAAAAAAAAAUGUCCUUUCUCUGCCUGUACAUGUGUAACAUGAUGCAAUAAUUUGAGGGCAAAUUUAGUAGUGAGUGUGUAUGAUAGAAUCAAGAGAAUAAUAGGAGCUUAAUUGAGGAAAAUAAUUCGGAUUUGGUUCAGGGAUAGGUAUGUCAGUGAAUAACUUUGCUAAUUUGCCAUGAAAAGAAAUGAAGUUAGUAAAGGGCCUUAUUGAUGGUGAUCAGAGAUAUAGCACAGGAUCAGAGGAAGCGAUUCAGGUAUAAUUGUGCUACUCUCAUGAAAAUGUUGAUAAUUAGAUUAGAAUUCCCUGGAAGUGGGGGGGGGGAAGCUGUGAGGAAAAUACAAUCUCUCCCACCCCAAUUUGUGAAUUUGGCAUUAAAAUCAUCUACACUAAGAAAAUCCUAGAGGCAAAAGGAACAUUACAGGGACUGAAAAUCCCUAUCAUUUCAUAAAAUAAAAUUAUCUUGUCUUUAAAAACUUUAGGCCACCAAAUUUAUCCCUGGUGUAACUGUUUCAAUCCACAGGAUUGAAGUAUAGAGGAAGAAGUAUAGCCCAUGAACAGGAAACUAUAGAGGGAUGUGAUUGCCCACCCAAUGGAGCAAAAGAAAAAUUAGGAAGUGGAAGGAUUGUACAGUGGAUUACUAUGGUCUACCAAUAUUGCUAUGCUCAAUGGGUGUUCUGUUGUAUAGAAAACAUACUACAGCACAAGGGUGCAGCACCAAAAUUUAUUUCUUUUCUUCUGAUUUGCCUAAGUGUAUAUCAGGACCCAAGACCCUGACUAUAUUGUGAAUUAAAUAGUAGUCCAUGGGCUGGAUGUUAGUCUGGGAGAACUUCAAGCAGCAUAGAUUGAGAUGGUGGGAAGCAAAUAUGGUUUAACCCUUGCACUCAGCUGAUCCAUGUCCACUGUGUGCAGGGUUGAUCCCCAGGUGUAAGUUAGAACCCUACCAACUGCAUUGGUUGCCAGCAGCCCUGAGAAGCAAAAACCCAUAACUUAGGGAUCAGUGCAGCCUAGAGGUGCAUUAGCCAUAUUGCUUCCUCUGGGUAGAGUCCCUUCAUGACUGCACUGGGGUCAUUCUCCUGUUGGCAGAUAUGCCAGCUCUGCAGCCAGAAUCCACUAAUAAUGCUACACAAUUGCACUAGAAAAUCUGGCCUCUUGUGUUUCAUGGACUUCUGGGAAGAGUAACUGCAAAUGAAAAUGCAUCAACUUGCCCCAAAAAACAUUGUAAUACACACUUGUGCAUAUGUUGUUCCAUCCCACCAGCCUGAUUAAUAUUAAAUACAAUUAAGAGUAAAAUUUAGUGGCAUCAAGUAAAUUCGAAGCAAUGGCUUACUCGCCAUUGUCACCAGAGAAAAUGACAUGGUCACCAACCAGUGGGCAAAAACUGCUCUCGAUCACAAAACUAAUUUCACAGUAACUUCACUGACUAGAAUAGUUACUCCAGACUUACACCAGUGGAACUGAGAUAAGUAUCUGUUCCAUAAGUACUAUUUUCUAAUUUGGCUACUUGAUUAAAUAUGUAAUUAUCACUAGUGUUAUCCACCCAAGAAAACAGUCUUGUACAUAAAUACCUAAUUAGGCAGGUUGUCUUAAAAUAUAUUAUUUCUGUAAGACUUCAAUAACUUCUUUAUGGACUUGCUGGUAUAUUUAAAUAUUGGCAGGUGCAAUUUGUAGCUUCUAGGCUGGCCUACUGGGAAGAUGUCAAUAGGCUGUGUUUUAUAAAAUACUUUCAAGACCCAUUAAAAGAGAGGAACCAGAAGUUUGGUUAUGUACUAAUGCCCCCUGUAGACUAUUCAAGAAGGGCAUGAAGUAUAUAAGUGAUAAAACAACCUAUUGUUUUAAGUUUAAAAAAUAUUUUGUCCAGAAUUCCUAUACAUAUAACUGGUGACAUUCAGUACAUAACUACAGAUUGGUGUGUUUAAAAAAAAAUAAAUACUUACAAGCCACCUUUUAAAACGUGAUUUGUGCCUGAUUGAGCACAGUAGCUUCUUCAGAAUUGGUUUUGGUUCCAUCAGUUAAAUAUUCAUUUAUCUAAAUAGGUGUGUUCUUUGUACAUUGGAUUGGAAGGACUGUUCAAGGUCCAUCCAGUCUAUUAUGUAACCAAACAUUAUAGAGCCAAUACAAUGCAUGUUCGUAAAUGCACUCAAGAAUUAAAUAACUAAAUAAAUAAAAAUACAUUGCCAACACCUCUGUGCAAUUGUCACUAUUCUUAAAAUCUUGCCAAAACUAACUGGUAAUUGGAUCAUAUUAUGUACUUUAUCAUUUGCCAGACUUUUUUUUCUGACAUAGCCAUUUUUGAGGAAGAGCUCUGAAAAUCUCUAAACAUCUAUUUUUUCCCCACUCUAGUAUUUUAAAAAUCUUUCAAAAUUAAUGUUCCUCAAGGCUGAUAUGAAAAAAGAUACCAGGGCAGCAGACUAUCAAUGGCAAGUUACAGAUCUGAGAGGAUUUUUAAGGGUGGUUUAUAAUUAACAAACAUUCUUACAUUUUACAAUAUUCAUUUUGGAGGGAGAAAUGUUUGUAAUCCAGAGCUAAUGCCACAAAUAGAUUCUGUUAGUCUGCAGGUGUAAAGGAAUCAACCAUUCAUUGCUUGUAUGCUGCAAAACAUUUGAUGUUCUUUUGUAAAAUCAUUUUGAUGAAGUUUUGCCUUUUAAAAAUGCUAAGCACAGGUCUUGAGCAGCUUUGCUAUUUCAUCAAAUGUAUCUUCCUAAAAACGGAGCUUGAUUGUGAUCUCACAAGUGUUGAAACCAGAAGUAACUCCAGGGCAUUACUGGAGUUAAAACCAGGGUUGGUGAGAUGAGAUACACACCCCUUUAGCUCUAGAAAAUCAGCCUGUGAGUUCAAUUCUUAUCAUCCAUGGGUUACAUACUUGUGUGUAAUUUAACUGAUGUCCUUGGAGUUACUCCUGAUUUACACUAGUGGGAGAAGAAAAUCCCUAAACACACACACUGGUCUUCUACAUUUGACUGAAUUACUGCCUCGCUUUGAAAACUAUGGACCAAAUUUCCUACUUAUUUGGACUCAAUAGAGCUAUAAUGGAGUUAUGUCAGUUUUCAUAAGCAGAUAAUUUGGUCCAAAAUCAUCCACCAAAUGGUGCCAUGGGUAAAAUUUCUAAAAACAUCUAAGCCAAGAGUGACCUUUUGACUUUAAUUGAGAGAGAAGCUCCUAAGUCACUAAGGGCCAAAUUUGUAAAGGUAUUUAGGUUCCUAAAGGUGCAUAUAGACACCUGCCUAGUGGGAUUUUCAAAUAUGCCUGGAUGUUUUACUGUCUUUGAAAUCAAUGGGAGUUAGUUGCUUAGGGCUUUUGAAAAUUCCACUGGGCAGGUACCUGGGCAUCUGCAUCUUUAGGCACCUCCACAUCUUUACAAAUCUGGCCCUCUGUGGUUCUGAAAAAUGUACCCCCAUGAGCUCUAGAUUCAUAAUAAAAGUGUGGAAAACACAUUCACAAUUUUAGAUACAAAUGCAAUUCACCUCACUAAGCAAGUGAAUCAAGUUAUUUCAGUUGGGUCACAGUUGCCCAGGAUACUUUAUUUUAUUUUUUUAGAAAAGGUUGUUUUUAAAAAAUAUCUAUCUAUCUAUCUUCUUGACUUUGCCAGCAAAAGAGCAUUUGAACUGUACAUCCUCUUGAUUGUAACAGAGUAUCAGUGUUGACAGUCUGACCAGUUAAGUCUUUAGUGUUGUUCUUCACAGCCCUCCAGUAAUAUAUCAAACACUGUUAUGCACAUAAUGCAGCACUGUGAUCUAAUUUAAAUAAUACUUUUUUAUUAUUUAUACUACUCUCUGUAAUAUACAUCAACACUUUGCUAUAUAAUCUAAGUGAUAACCCUCUUCUUAGUUAUCUGCCAAACUUGGAACUUCUGUUUGGUUUAUAUUUCAGUUAACACAGUUACAAAGUUGUAAUUAUGUCUUUUUCCUUUGAAUCAGAAUGUGUAAAUCGAGCUAUAUACAUCUUGUGUGUUUCUAUUUUGAGAUGGAGUUUGAGGAUUUACACAUAACAUUUAGUGUUCUGUAUAAAUCUGCAUACCUUUGUGAAAUCAUCUGUUAAUCCCCUUUUCUUUAGGAAGUAUUAAUUGACAGUGGUUUAUUAGGGUUUUUUGUUUUUACAUUAUUUCUAAUACUGGUAAUUCUUGAAUUAAGCACAGACUUGUCAGCUGGGUUGCUUUAUCAUUGAUAGUGUAUAUGACCUUAUAAUUCUUCCACAGUUCAGCAAACAAGUACUAGCUUUACUGACCAAAAAAAAGAAAAAAGAAAAAAAAAUUCUCAACUUGAUGUGUCUAUGGUGCUGUAUUUUGCUGGUGUACAUUUAAAAUCAGAAAUGAGUUAACAAAGGUCACUUCUGAGUUGUUUGCUAAACGAGUAGCCUUUCCUCUUUUCUGUUAGCAUUGAAACAAAGAGUAUUUAUCUGAAAAUAUAUAAUUGUUUUUUUCUACUGUAUCACAUUUGCAAUGAGUAUAGCAUGGGAUUUCUAUUCCUUUUGUAAAGAGGGUGAAAUUCGCCCAGAGCCUGAUACAAAGCCUAUUUGAAAUUAACGGGAGUGUUUUUUCAAUUAUCUUCAGUGGGCUUCAGAUCAGACCACCAGCAUUGAAGACCCACCACUUAAGCCCAACAUUAAGGAUUUAAGUGAUGCAAAAGGCCUUGAGCUGGCAUUCAACUGAGGGUGGAUUUCACCAAAAGCUGAUAUUCCAUAUUGGAUGUUCAGAUGCUAAUAUGGAUAAUAUAUCAUAGCUAGAAAUUGGACUCCAUUCUUCCAUUACUGUGGCCUGAAAUCCCAAUACCUAUUUUUGUUUCUAGUUCAAAUAAGACUGAAAUUUAGUGCAUUUUUAAGUUAAUUGAACAUUGUACAUUUCCUGAGUAUGUGUGUGGGACAACAAUUAAAAGUAAUACCUGCAUUUGAUAACCAAUUCCAUGCCUGCAUCAUUCACACUCACUACUUAAAACUGCCAUCAGUAAAAUGUUGGGGGAAUGACUUGUGUGUGUAUGAAAAAGCAUUAUAAACUUGUACAUUUUUUUAUACUCUGAUUCUGUAAUAUUUCUGAAAUAUUUUGUUUUACAGAAAAAAGUGAUAAAGCAAUCAAAAGACCAAGAGGUUUAAUAUCAAUGCUUAAGGGUCACAUGACCUUAACUGGCCAAUAAAUUAAUUUAGUACCAUAAUUAGAAACCAAUUUUUUUGUUGCUGUAGUUGGCAUAUGAAACUGCCAAUUUCAUGAAUAUUGAAAUAAGAACUGUGAUGGGGGAAUAAACAGUGGUGUUAAGUUGUAUUUGUGUUUACCUAAAUGAGCAGUCCGAAGGCAAGUGCAAUCAGCCGAUCUUUAGGAAAUAUGAAAGUGUUGAUUUAGAAGCAUACUUGCAUUUUACAUUUUCUUGAUGUGUAAUCAUAUUGCCAAAGACAAACUAUUUCAUCAAUUAUUAUUGUAAAUAACACUUUCCCAAAACCUACCAUAAAGUUUCUGUGAUGUAUUGUCUUCCAGUUGCAAUAAAAAUUACUGAGUUGCAUCAAUUGAA